UUUUUUUUUUUUUGUGGGUGAGUGAGGCGGUGCUAGUACUUUUCCUACUUUGACAACAUGAGAGAACCCACCCUCCUUUUUGGCAUUUUAGCUUUUCUUUUUGCAUACGGCACAAGUCGGCAAGAUCUCUUCCUGCUCUUCCAUCACUUCUCAAGGUGAAGACAAAGCAGCAAGAGAUGGCAGACCCAUGGGAGAGAGCGUACGAUUUUGCCGUCAAAGUGGCACGGAGAGCCGGUGAGGAAAUUCGGAAAGCCUGCGAGAGUGAAAUCAAGGUGAUGAUCAAGAGCUCUGCCGUGGACCUGGUGACCAAGACAGAUGAGAGGGUGGAGAAGAUCAUCAUCAGCAUGCUCAAAGAAGAGUUUGGACCAGACACUUACAACUUCAUCGGCGAGGAGUCGGUGGCAAACGGCAAGCCGUGCAUCUUGACCGACAAACCCACGUGGAUCAUCGACCCGGUGGACGGGACCACCAACUUUGUCCAUGGGUUCCCAUUUGUGGCAGUGUCGAUCGCCUUUGCGGUCAAAAAGCAGUUGGAGUUUGGCGUGGUGUACAGCUGCUUGGAGGACAAGAUGUACAAAGCCAGGAAAGGCAAAGGCGCUUUCUGUGACGACGACCGCCUCCAGGUGUCAGAUGUGAAAGACAUCAACAAGUCCCUCAUCAUCUCAGAGCACGGCACCGACAGGAGCCCCGAAAAGGUCACCAAGAUCUUCUCCACCAUGCAAAGGAUCCUGCGCAUCCCCGUGCACGGUUUGCGCGGCUCGGGAACGGCUGCCACCAACAUGUGCCUGGUGGCGUGCGGGGCGGUGGAGGCCUUCUUUGAGAUCGGGAUCCACUGCUGGGACAUCGCGGCGGGGGCGGUGAUCGUGACAGAAGCCGGCGGAAUGCUGCUGGACGUGGACGGAGGGCCGUUUGAUUUGAUGUCCCGGAGGAUGGUAUCGGCAAACAACAACACUAUCGCUCAACGGAUCAUUAAGGAAAUCGAAAUAUUUCCCGUGGAGAGGGACGACGCCGAGCUCAGUAAGAAAUGAGAGGAUCCUCGCACACCUUGAUUUUCCACACACACGCACAUUCACACACACGCCCAAGACCGUCUGCCUUGUCUUCAAUUUGUUUUCCACAAUAAAACAACUAUGCAACAAA
Syngnathus typhle (broad-nosed pipefish) is the source of this 1140-nucleotide messenger RNA. Its product is annotated as inositol monophosphatase 1-like. The record is from RefSeq and is a predicted model, not a curated record. Gene Ontology annotation, molecular function: inositol monophosphate 1-phosphatase activity. The coding region runs from base 177 to 1028 and encodes 283 amino acids. Lineage: Eukaryota; Metazoa; Chordata; Actinopteri; Syngnathiformes; Syngnathidae. The transcript has 9 exons. Gene Ontology annotation, biological process: inositol metabolic process; signal transduction; phosphatidylinositol phosphate biosynthetic process.